GAACACCAUGCAAAUACAGUGUUUGACCCACUUUCGCCUUCAGAACUGCCUUAAUUCUUCGUGGCACUGAUUCAACAAGCUGCUGAAAGCAUUCUUUAGAAAUGUUGGCCCAUAUUGAUAAGAUAGCAUCUUGCAGUUGAUGGAGAUGUGUGGGAUGUACAUCCAGGGCACAAAGCUCCCGUUCCACCACAUCCCAAAGAUGCUCUAUCGGGUUGAGAUCUGGUGACUAUGGGGGCCGUUGUAGUACAGUGAACUCAUCUUCAUGUUCAAGAAACCAAUUUGAAAUGAUUGGAGCUUUAUGACAUGGUGCAUUAUCCUGCUGGAAGUAGCCAUCAGAGGAUGGGUGCAUGGUGGUCAUGAAGGGAUGGACAUGGUCAGAAACAAUGCUCAGGUAGCCCGUGGCAUUUAAACCAUGCCAAAUUGGCACUGAGGGGCCUAAAGCGUGCCAAGAAAACAUCCCCCACACCAUAACACCACCACCACCUUCAUGGAUGGAUCCAUGUUCUCAUUCUGUUUACGCCAAAUUCUGACUCUACCGUUUGAAUAUCUCAACAGAAAUCGAGACUCAUCAGACCAGGCAACAUUUUCCAGUCUUCAACUGUCCAAUUUGGUGAGCUUGUGCAAAUUGUAGCCUCUUUUUCCUAUUUGUAGUGGAGAUGAGUGGUAUCCGGUGGGGUCUUCUGCUGUUGUAGCCCAUCCUCCUCAAGGUUGUGCGUGUCGUGGCUUCACAAGUGCUUUGCUGCAUUCCUCGGUUGUAACGAGUGGUUAUCUCAGUCAAAGUUGCUCUUCUAUCAGCUUGAAUCAGUCGGCCCAUUCUCCUCUGACCUCUAGCAUCAACAAGGCAUUUUCGCCCACAGGACUGCCGCAUAUUGGGUGUUUUUCCCUUUUCACACCAUUCUUUGUAAACUCCAAAAACAUCUCUGUGAAUGCAUGUGCGUAUCUCCCUUGUGGAGCGGACGGAGAAGUAUAAAUCAGGCGUAAUGCUGUGACACAAACAAUGAGAAUACUUCAGAAACUGAAGAAGAUACUCAUCUUGGCUUUUCUGUCUUUAAAGCCUUGAACAAUUCUUGAUUAGAUGUCAAUUCCAUCUGAGGAGUGGAGAAAUAUCUGGAUCAGACACCUGAGGGACGUAGGGAGUGCAUAGCAGCAAGGAAACCUUCAUGAAACAUGAAAUAUAGUAUUUAUUUUGUAGAUGUGACUGCUUUAACUCUCUAAGCAGAGGAAACAUUAUUCAGUUCCUGGUCCACUUUCUCUGGUGUCAUUUAGACAUCAUGUAUAAAAAUGAUUGUUGUUCAUUCAGAAAGAUCUAAAUUAAGGCAGUUUUUCUUGUGUUGGCAACACAGUCUAGCAACACAACGCGGUUAUGUCACUAAAAAAAGAAGAUGGUUAAAUGCAGUUAAAAUAUUGUGAGUCAAAUAAAUAAGAAGUACUUUAAUUUUGAGGAUCAAAGAACAUUUACCUCAUAAAACGGGUUGAUGGAUUUCUGGGUGGUCCUCCACAUUAAGGUGCUUUUAUUCUGAGCACUGGUUUCUCAUAACUCACAUUUGUGAGCUUCGUUCUAAAAAUAGGUUGUAGUUUUUAAAACUGGUAUAGUUACUUUUAAAGAUGUUAAACACUCAUUUAGUCAGUACAUUUGCAGUGAUCUAGUAGGAAUGAAUGCCUUGUAAGUCGUACUCUGGGGAAGAAAAACAUUGGUGCACCAUUUCCAGGAACUAGAAGUGACCCACAUCACAGCUGAGCCCAGACGGCGGGUUUUAGGGUCGUAUUUCCUGAUGUUUGCACAUUUUUCCUCGGACUGGAUAACAGUAAUGCGACUCUACCGCUAUGUUUUAGCUCCACAAAUGGCACAAGCCUAGAGGAGUUCUGCCGUGUGGUGAAGUUGCUAAUGCUAACGAUUACUUCUGCUAGUUGAGAUAUUCUCCGCUGUUUGCUGGACACUAAACCAACUACAGCCUUCCACGCUGUGAGUCAAGAUGGGUGAGCUCAUGAAUGUUUGGUGACAGUGUGACGCAGAUCUGUCUGGAUUUUCAAAUCCUAGAGUUUCACCGUUUUAGAAUCCACAUUAAUUUUGGGACUGGUCCUGAAGAUAUCAUCACCCUGAGGGAAAGCCGAGUUAAUUACCCCCCACUCUUACUUCCUGUCCUCCUGCCGCUAUGAGGUGGUAAUGUGACUCAGAGUUACAGAGUCAAGUGUUGUAUAGGCCUGCCUUCUUUCAAAUCGGCACAAUGCCCUGUGGGAAAAUAAAGCCUUACAAGGGACACACUUCUGAAAACGACAAAGUCCACAUUCUGGACAAAGAAGAUAGAUGGUUUGAGAGAGGAGUAAAUGAAGCUGUCUAUGACUACGUUUACAUGCAGCCAAUAUCCGGGUUAUGAUCGGGUUAAGGUCGGUAUUCGGGUUUCUGAGUUGAUCAGAAUAACCCGUUUACAAGCAUAAAUAGAAAGAGUUACCUCUAACUUGCAUAACCCGAUUUAAAUGCGGACGUUGGGGUAGCGUCAGGACGUAUGGACUACGUCCAGAUGCAAUAUGCAUCAUUUCCGGUUCUUCCUGUUCCGGUAUCCGUGAAAACAACAACGUGUUUCCCAGUUCGGAAGAGAUAGCGACCGCGUUUGUUAGCGCUUUAGUUUCCUCGUCACUCCGAAAGUGUGGUGCUGUGCUGCGACUCGCCAUGUUGCUCCCAACUUGUUGUUUACUUCCGGUGUUCUGGCGCAUACAAGACGUCUCGCUACUCAAAAGACCAAGAUUCCUUGCGAACAGAGCAUGCGCAGAACACACGCUUUGAUGGGGAUAUCCCGGUAUGCGUUUACACAACCAAACAUUCGGGUUAGAAAAGGGUUACCCCAGGUGUAGUAACCGGGUUUUAAAAACCCGGUUAUGAGCAUAUCCGAGUUUCUGGCGGUGUUUACAUGGACCUGCGGAACUGGGUUAUUGUGAAUAUUCGAGUUUUAAAAGGGUUACUGGCUGCAUGUAAACGCACUGUAUGUCAAACGUGAAAACCCGACUUUAAAUAGGGGAGGGGGGGCUUGAAUUUCACCUUUCCAGUACCUAUAAUGCAGCUUUGAAUCUCAUUACUAAGCAGUUUCAGUCGAGGUCACACCUUCCUGCAUCUAAUCAACACAACGACUCCCUCUCAAUAGAGGCCAACGACUCAUCAGGGGAUGGAGAGGAGGGGUACUCCGAGUAGUUUCUGCUCGUUAAAUAACAGACAGCUACAGCUGAUAAGCUUCACUUUCCCAUAUUCUAGUUAGAAUGGAUAAAGCUCCUUGGAUGAGAGUCUUCAAGAAACCAAAGAAGUCCAGUUGCCUUCAUUUGAAACCUUUGGAUUACUAUGACCUGGAUGACUGAGAACCUUCACCAGCAUACAGCCUUGUGUUUUUAAAGGCCUGUGAGCUACAUCUUCUGUUCAAGGGCUUCUGUUGCUGUUAGAAACCAGAAUGAUGGAAUAAAAAGAACGAACCAGAAGAAAAACGUAAGCAGGAUGAUGAUGAUGAUGAUUUGCUGCUGGCUCUUUAUGUUAUGGAAGAUAAGUUGUGUUUUAAUGAGCUGCUUAUGAUUUAUCUUUUUAUUAUUACCAGGCUCUUUAGAGGAUUUGUAUUACCUUGAAAUGAUUGUACUGAGGCUAUUAUUUGAUAAUUAGAAUCAUUCCCAAAAACAGAACGAACUUAUUAAUAUAUUAAAAUAUGAAACAGUUGCAAAGUAUCUCUCUAAAUAUGCCUGACUAACUGGUUGUGUGGUCCCAAGGACCAGAAAUAAUGGCUGUACCUUCCCGCUGUGCUGUGCUUCAUUGGGUUUGCAAAAUGGUCCAGUGGCUGAACGCAAAUUGAGUUAUUGUCCAACUGGGGAUAGCUACAAAGUGUGUGUCCUCCGUGAUUUAGACAAAUAAAUGAUUUUAUUUUUACAACCUUUGUCCUUUACUUCACUCUUCUACUUAAUGAGUGACAGAGCUGUAAAAAAAUAAUCUUGUUGGUGGUUCUGAACCACCUAAAGUACAGUCCAGCAUGUGAGUCGUGAGUCUUUGUUUCAUUUCCUAAUCAGAAGCAGCAACACGUGCCGGUUCUGUUAAGCAUCUGGACCUUCAGUCGUAGCAGCAGGUGUUUAUUUUUGAGACUGUUGUAAAAGUGUCAGUUGCUGCCUUUUGUGUCUGGCACUUUUCUCCCGGCUGCUCUGUCUUCCUGCUCUCCUAACCCUCGAGGACAUGCUUCUGCAUCUGUUGUGGCUCAAGUCUGCACACACAAGGGGUGAAUCGGGAUAUACAGUACAGGCGGCUAACCAGACAGAAAUUCUCCACAGAGAGUGAAGUGGAAAUACCCCAGUUUGGAUCCUUACCUUCAACUGUUGACCCAAAAUGUGCUCUGAAGACGUUCCAAAGAGGUUGCUCCAGGAACCAGGCCUCAGAUCGUCAGAGUACCACCCACCUCCCUGCUCCCAUGACCCCAACGUAGUGGGAGACGACCCUCCUGAGGGAACCUCAUUGCCACGGCCUGACAGUGUUACAGUUUGGACCCCUGAUGAGGAGAAGACAUCCGAAACCAAACUAGAAAGUCCAUUCCAACCAGAAGGCAUGAAUCCCAUCAUCAACUCUACUUCCAGAGCCAACCUGGCCCUCAUCAGCAAUGCACUGGCAGCUUACACUCACAUAUCAGACCACCCAGAAAGGGCAGCACUUUUCUUCGUCUGCGGCGUGUGUUUGGGCCUCUUCCUCACUCUCUUCGCCCUGGUGGUCCAGAUCUCCUGUCGCACCGACUGCCAGCCCCGUCAGCGUGCCCCAGCGAAGAAGCGAGCACGCCCUGCGGACUCGUCCUCCGACUCCAGCAACUCCGACUCGGAUUGGGAUACCACCUCGGACCUGUCGGCGCAACGGCACAGACGCUUCGAGCGCACGCUAAACAUGAACGUGUUCACGUCGGCGGAGGAGCUGGAGAGGGCGCAGAGGCUAGAGGAACGAGAGCGAAUCAUACGGGAGAUCUGGAUGAACGGACAACCGGACAUCCCCGGGACGCGGAGCCUAAAUCGCUAUUACUGACGACGGCUUGACUUGAACCAAAUCUUGGACUGAAGGGGGAACUCGACAAAUGGUGAACCCUGAAAGGGGUGGACUGGGACAAAUACUCACCCCUGGCAUUUGUCCGUCCUACUGGCCAUUACCUUAGUUCUCCGAGCGAGCGAAAGAACGGUGCUGUAGCCCGCUCGAUCCCUUGAUGGGGGAUCGCCAAGCAGAGGGUGGGAUGGCGGACUGGAUCAGCCCAGCGGGAUGAUGCCCAGUAUGCCAGAUGGCCUCCACCCUGAUGAGGAACAGAGGAAGAUUUAUUUGCAUCAUGUGCUGCACCCCCUUCAUUCAAACAAUAAGCGCCCACUCUACAUGGCAAGCUAGCUCUUACUGCUGGAAGUGAGAGGUGAAAGGCUACACUGACUUGUCGUUGACCUCAGCAGGACUUUUUGAAGUGGGGAUUUAUGGGUUGGCUGCUUUAGACAUACGCAGGCUUGCAGAGACUGAACCAAGGUCUGUUUUAUGCAGAGCAGCUGGAAGAAACUGCUACACUUGGAGCUUUAUGCUCAGUACUUUCCAGUAUUCAGCGUGUGCUUUACCAGAUGGGCAUUUUGAAUGAAACAUGCUUGACAAUGGGUCGAUGUAGGACAAUCAUUCCACAGAGAAUAACCAUGCUGCAUUUUGAGCUUAAUAAAACCAAAAGAUUUUAGUUUUUCUACACGUGUGCAGGGGAUUCAUCUCAACCCUUAUGAAAUAUAUUUUAUAAUAUUUAAUAGUUUAUCUAUGUUUACUUUGUUUUAAGUAUGCUUAAUUAUGAGAUAUUUUUAUACGUGGCAAAGGCUGCCUGGCACCUCAGGGAUGCAAUCCUAGUAUUUCUGGUUGGAUGAUGUGCUCAUCGAGCCAUGAUCGGCUCAAUUAAAUAGGUUUUUCAGCAUUUAAGGAAAUUUUGAAAUAUGAUGUAAAAGGCCUCAAAGAGGAUUUUAGUGAUUUAUAGUUAUUUUUGAUACAGAAAUUCACAGUGCAGUGCCUUUUUUUAGCCAUUAAGUCAUAGUUGUCACCCAUAACUAGUGUUUUUUUAACUGAAAUCACAUUUCUAUUUCUAUUUAUACAACCAUUUUGCUAUGGAAAAGGUGGAGCUUGUGUAAAAUCUCAAUGUUUCUACUGAAUAUUGCACUUGCCAUCUACUCUGUAAAAUUGCAAGAAUAUGCCAAAUUUGUAAAUGUGGUUUUGCUUGAAAUUACUUUUUCUAGUCUUUGAUGAUCAAAGAUUGUGUGAACUUCAGGGCUCCAACAAACCACGGCCUAAUUCCAUAGCUGUCAGUGCUGAACAGAUGCUCAUGGUGAUCACUGCUUGCUGCCAUCUGAAGAAGGAACCAGCACUGAAGAUGAAACGUGCAAGUGCCAGUUUAAUAACAUAAGCUAUAGUCAGAUUCAUUUAAAGGCUUUUAUUGUCUUAAUGGAACAUUUUAAAGCAUUAAGUUUCCCAUCUUCUUGUCUAGACUUGGAGGAAUUUCACAUGUGCUAAUAACAAUGUAAGACUCCUGUGCUUGGAAUAAACUGUUCAAAUUUAAA
Molecule: messenger RNA, 6558 nt
Organism: Nothobranchius furzeri (turquoise killifish)
Lineage: Eukaryota; Metazoa; Chordata; Actinopteri; Cyprinodontiformes; Nothobranchiidae
Source: RefSeq, a predicted model, not a curated record